This is a messenger RNA of Strongyloides ratti, 1611 nucleotides long. Its product is annotated as Transcription factor AP-2. NCBI's taxonomy places the organism in Eukaryota, Metazoa, Nematoda, Chromadorea, Rhabditida, Strongyloididae. The transcript has 2 exons. Bases 1 to 1611 code for a protein of 536 amino acids. The record is from RefSeq and is a predicted model, not a curated record. Gene Ontology annotation, cellular component: nucleus. Gene Ontology annotation, biological process: anatomical structure development; regulation of cell population proliferation; regulation of transcription by RNA polymerase II. Gene Ontology annotation, molecular function: RNA polymerase II transcription regulatory region sequence-specific DNA binding; DNA-binding transcription factor activity, RNA polymerase II-specific.
AUGGAACAAAAAGAAGGUUAUAGGGAAGAAAACAAUUAUCAAAAUGGUUUAACUAAUUUUGAUCUAUCUGGAUUUUUACAAAUACAAAAUUCAAUGUUUAAUAAUGGUCAACCAAUUCUUAUGGGUAGUAGUAGAAAUGAUAAUUUAAAUGGUUAUAAUAUUUCGAUGAUAUCUAAUAGUACAUCAUCACAAGUACCUUCACAAAAUAAUCAAAAAAAUAAUGAUUCGAAUAAAAGUAGUAAUAAUAAUAGUAAUAGGAAAAGAAGACAUAGUGAUGAAGAUGACAAUCAACAAGGAUCACCCUCUAAAAAAGUUUCAAAUACCAAUGAAAGUGAUGAUAGUAGUGAGAACAAUGACAAUAAUGGAAGGUUGACACCAGAAUAUCUAGGAAAUUGGUAUACACAACCACAAGCUUCCUCAACACCAUACGUUAAUGGUAAACCAGGACAUGAUAUAUCAAAUUACAUGUUGGGUGGUCCAUACUAUCCUCAAGUAAAUAAUUUAUUACAAAAUAUUAAUGGAUAUAACAAUCCAAGUAAUUUUAAUGGAGGAUAUACUUAUGGUGGAUACAAUCAAAACUUAUUUGGUCUUUCACAACAAUCAUUUAAGAAAGAAGAUGUAAGCAAUGAUUCUAACAACACAAAUACAUCUGAUGAAAGUAGUAGUGAUAAAAUAGAUGAUUCUGGUGUUGUAUGUGAUGGUCAAGGAACAUUUGAAGCCUCGUCCUCCAAACCUGACAUUGAUGGUAUAAAGAUUGGAAAUAGUUUAAUUGCAACAUACAAUCCAUUUAAUCCAACAGAAAUAGUCACGUCAAAUCCAUUAAAUAUAACUCCUCAAACGAUAUUUUGUACAGUACCAGGAAGAUUGUCUUUACUUUCAGCAACGACAAAAUAUCAUGUCACAAUUGCGGAACUUCAGAGGAGAAUACUAGCACCAGAGUGUCUUAAUGCAUCAAUACUUGGUGGAAUUUUAAGGAAAGCAAAAAGUAAAGAUGGUGGAAAGAUGCUUCGUCAGUCAUUGAGUCAAGUUAAUCUUGCGCUUCCAGCUGGUAGAAGAAAGGCAGCAAAGAUCACAGCAUUUACGUCACUCGUGGAAGCUGAAGCAGUACAUUUAGCAAAGGAUUAUCAUUAUAUGUGUGAUAAAGAGUUCCCAUCAAAAGAAGUUGGCCAAUUUAUUGUUAAUAAUGAACUUCAAACAAAUACUGGUGUUGAUAAAUUGAAGCAAAUAUUUGAACACACAAGAAUAGUUAUAAAUCUGGUUUGUGAUCUACUUAACAAGGAUAACAGUCCUAUUGAAGGAAUCAAAAAAGAUCAAUUAUUAGCUGAUUGUGUACAAAAUCCAUUAACACGUUUCUCACUACUCACUCAUGGAUUUGGUUCACUAUCUCUUCUAGGUGCUUUUGGUGUUUUAAAAAAUAUCAUCGAUGAAGGUUCAAAACACAUGGAUACAUGUCUUCAACAAUCGCAUUUAAACUUACAGCAAACUUUUGGUCUACCAAUUCACAAUCAACAAUCACAACAGCAGCAACAACAAUUUACGCAUUCAAUACCAAUGGGGCAGAUGGGACAAAUGGGAGGAAUGCAACCAAAUUUCAAUGGAUUUAGAAUGUAA